GGCGCUUCCGGUGCGGGCGGCCCGGCUGGCGGAAGUGACGGCCGGGUUUGUUGACAGCGGAGGCCGCGGCGGGGGGAGCGGGCCCGAGCAGGACGCGGACCCCCUGCCCGCCCCGGGGAGCGGCGCCGGGACGAGCCGGGACUCGCUGCCGCCUCCCCGCUCCUUCCCCUCCCUCCCCCAUUCCGCCGCACCGGACGGGGGCCUGGCGCCAGCUGUCCUGAUGUCCCUGUAAAUUCAUCCUGGAACUUCAUCUGAGGAAAGGAUCUACUGAAUCAAAAGCUUCCUUCUUUUCCUCUUCCCAUAACUUCCCUCAAGAUGGCAUCCGAUAGCCCUGAGUCACUAAUGACCUUGUGCACAGAUUACUGCCUUCGCAACUUGGAGGGGACUCUCUGCUACCUACUGGACAAUGAAACUCUCCGGCUCCAUCCCGACAUCUUCUUGCCAAGCGAGAUUUGUGACAAACUUGUCAAUGAGUACGUGGAGUUGGUGAAGACAGACAGCAUCUUUGAACCCCAUGAAAGCUUCUUCACCCUGUUCUCAGAUCCCCGGAGCACCAGGCUAGCUCGGAUCCACUUGCGGGAACAGAUUGUGCAGGACCAGGACCUGGAGGCCAUCAGGAAGCAGGAUCUUGUUGAGCUCUACCUGACUAACUGUGAGAAGUUGACGGCCAAGAGUCUGCAAACCUUGGUGAGCUUCAGCCACACACUUAUCUCCCUUAGCCUCUUUGGCUGCUGUAAUAUCUUUUAUGAGGAGGAAAACCCUGGAGGCUGUGAAGAUGACUGUUUGGUGAACCCCACUCGCCAGGUCUUGGUCAAGGACUUUACUUUUGAAGGCUUUAGCCGCUUGCGCUUCCUGAACCUGGGCCGCUUGAUCGAAGGGGUAAAUGUGGAGACGUUGCUUCGGCCUUUGGCUUCCCUUGCAGCUCUUGAUCUCUCUGGGAUCCAGCUGAAUGAUGUGGGAUUUCUGACCCAGUGGAAGGACAGUCUGGUUUCCUUAGUGCUUUACAACAUGGACCUUUCAGAGGAGCACAUCCAAGUGAUCGCACAGCUUCGCAAGCUCAGGCAUUUGGAUAUCUCCCGAGACCAUCUGUCCAGUUAUUACAAAUUCAAGCUGACCCGGCGGGUUCUAAACCUGUUUGUGGAAAACUUGGUAAACCUCACUUCGCUCGAUAUCUCAGGGCACACCAUGCUGGAGAACUGCACUAUCCCAAGCAUGGAGGAGAAGAUGGGCCAGACAAGCAUUGAGCCAGCAAAGAGCAGCAUUGCUCCCUUCCGGGGUCUGAAACGACCGCUUCAGUUCUUGGGCCUUUUUGAAACAUCUCUCUGCCGUCUGACACAUAUUCCAGCCUACAAGGUGAGUGGAGACAAGAACGAAGAGCAAGUCCUGAAUGCUAUUGAGGCUUACACUGAACACCGGCCAGAAAUCACUUCCCGGGCCAUUAACCUGCUUUUUGACAUUGCCCGUAUCGAACGCUGCAGCCAGCUGCUGCGAGCCCUUCAGCUGGUGAUCACAGCCCUCAAGUGCCACAAGGAUGACAAGAACAUCCAGGUGACCGGCAGCGCGGCGCUGUUCUACUUGACCAACUCCGAGUACCGCAUGGAGCAGAGCGUAAAGCUGCGGCGCCAGGUCAUCCAGGUGGUGCUGAACGGCAUGGAGUCCUACCAGGAGGUCACAGUGCAGCGCAACUGCUGCCUGACCCUGUGUAACUUCAGCAUUCCCGAGGAGUUGGAGUUCCAGUACCGCCGAGUCAAUGAGCUGCUGCUGAACAUCCUCAACCAGAGCCGGCAGGACGAGUCUAUCCAGCGCAUCGCUGUGCACCUCUGUAACGCUCUGGUCUGCCAGGUGGACAACGAUCAUAAAGAAGCUGUGGGCAAGAUGGGGUUUGUUAUGACAAUGCUAAAGUUGAUUCAGAAGAAGUUGGCUGAUAAAACGUGUGAUCAGGUGAUGGAAUUCUCCUGGAGCGCCCUUUGGAACAUCACUGAUGAGACCCCUGAUAACUGUGAGAUGUUCCUUAACUACAGCGGCAUGAAGCUGUUCUUGGAAUGCUUGAAAGAGUUCCCAGAGAAACAGGAGCUACAUCGCAAUAUGCUGGGUCUCCUGGGCAAUGUAGCAGAGGUGAAGGAGCUCCGCCCGCAGCUCAUGACCUCCCAGUUCAUCAGUGUGUUCAGCAACCUGCUGGAGAGCAAAGCAGAUGGGAUUGAGGUAUCCUAUAAUGCCUGUGGUGUGCUCUCCCAUAUCAUGUUUGAUGGUCCAGAGGCUUGGGGUAUAUGUGAGCCUCACCGAGAAGAAGUUGUGAAGAGGAUGUGGGCAGCCAUCCAGAGCUGGGAUAUCAACUCCAGGAGAAAUAUAAAUUACAGGUCAUUUGAACCAAUCCUUCGACUUCUUCCACAAGGGAUCUCCCCAGUCAGCCAGCACUGGGCUACCUGGGCACUGUAUAACCUGGUCUCUGUCUACCCUGACAAGUACUGUCCACUGCUGAUCAAAGAAGGUGGGAUUCCCCUUCUGAAGGACAUGAUUAAAAUGGCCUCAGCACGGCAAGAGACCAAGGAAAUGGCCCGGAAAGUUAUAGAGCACUGCAGUAACUUUAAGGAGGAGAACAUGGACACUUCCAGAUAGAGGCAAUCAGCUAAUGCCUCUUGCCAGCACUGUAUCCAGCUUCUCUCUAAUUCACUGUAUAUAGGGAGGACUCUUUCUUACCAACUCGCCUGUUGGAAGGAAACUUCAUGUGUGUGUGUGAGACCCUCAGUAGAUGAAGGUGAACGGGGGGGGGGGGGGGCGGGAGGGACUUUUUGCACAACAAAAUGCUUUCCUUAAAUUAGUGGACUUUUUUGUUAUGAAGUUUCAGGUUGAAGUUCUGUGUGUAUGAUUUCUGUAUAAAAAAGAAAACAAAAACAAAGACAACUACAUUAUGUAUCUUUUAACCUUUUUAUUUUAGACCACACAGAGAGCCUCAAAUGAUCAUGAGCUUGAAGACCUAGUUGUGUGAUCGCUAGUGUGACAUUUUUAUUUCCCACUUUUUAGAAAAUUCCCUUUUGCUGUAUUGCAUGAGGUCCUGUAAUGCCUGCAAGAACACCAGUCCUGAAUCAGUAUUGACUACUCAAUGGGGUUACAGGCAGUGACGAGUUAUUUAUUUGGUUAGAGAGGUUGGGAGACACAAUACCAGAGAGUUAGACCAAACGGACUGACCUUUUUAGUGAUAUCUGUAAAUGGAAGAAAUGGAGAAGAAAGAUCUUUUAAGUCAAUUCAAUCCCUUAAGGGGUUUUUGUAGAAGACUCACAUUAAUGGAAGCAUUGCUAACUGUAUGUGGGUCAUUUGGAAGUAAAACAUUCCCACUGAAGUCAAGAGGUCUGUUUUGUCCCCUUUGGCGGUACAGUAGGAUUUGCCAGCCCACCCAGCCUCGGGUGGGUGACCAGUAAAACCAGUUACACAUCCUUGGCAACACAGAGCUUUUCUCUCUAAGGGAGCCUGUGCAACAAGGAAAAAGGUUUAUUCGCAAAGGGCUACACACCUUUAUUCCAGUCCUUCACCACCUUUUUAGUUGUGUUCUGUUUUACGGGAAGGGCUACAAAGGCCAGAGAGCGUAUUUCCCCCCUGCAUAACAAGCUCUCCUAGGCCCCAGUCCAGAGUGGCUUGUACCACUUGUGCAAGUCCCAGUAAUGGACUGGAGCCCUUCUGCUCUUUUUUCAGGCUGCAUCAGUGCAAGCCAUGCUCAGUGGCAAAGUAAUCUCCUUUUAUAGGAAACUCACUGCAGCACAGAUACUGUAACUGGAGGUGCUGGAGUCCUCUCUGGAGACUGGGCAGCCUCCAGGCACCCUCUGGAGGACGAUCCCAUGAAAUAGCACCUCUUGCUCCACCCCAACAUCUUCCCCCUCUUCUGGGAAGCAGAAGCCCUAUUCUUCUCUGACUCCCACUAGCACUUACCAGUGCGGUCCCGCUCGCAUCAGCAACAUUACUCCAACUUACAUGAUGUGGGUGAGAGGACAGUCCCGCUAAGGUGGUCUUCACCCGUAAGACUCCAGACCUGUAAAGGCUCAAGAAGCCAAAGGCCAAGGUUUGCCUCACAGCCAGGCGCUCAGCACCACACUGGGCUGUCCAUGCUUAGAGCCCUCUGCUUGCCACAGUUCCUUCACAAUUCACAAAUCUUCCCUUAGAAGGGACUUAGAAAAGAUUUUAUGUCUGGUAGCAGUAAGAGAAGACCACGGCCGUGUGAGUUGGGACAUUUCAGGCCUCUGAGCACAGUAACCCUUGCUGCUCUCUUCCCUUGUAUACAUUGCUCUCAGAUUUGACUCGCUGCUAUGAGGUUCUUCUAAUGCUCAGAGUUAAUGCUGUCAUUGCUGAGCACAUUAUAGACAGAUCCUAGAUACACAAACUGACACUUUAAAUGACAACACAGCUGCCCUGGAGAGGUUUACUUUUUCUGCCAAUAUGGUGUUAUUCAAUGUCUUUAUUUUUUCCUUUUUAACCAUACGUCAUUUGUUUUGAUAUUGUGAGAUCUGUACUUUUUUCUUUUAAGUAUUUUUCAAACUUAUAUAUAUUUUUGUGUCACUUUUGAAUUGUUUUCAUAUGGUUUGCAAAACUUGAUGAAUUAUACUUUUUUGCAGUUGUUGGAUUGAAAUGUAUUUUUCUCUCUCUGAUUCCUGUUCCCCAAGAAUUUGUGUCCCUAUGAGCUUUGAGACAGAAAAGCUUAUUUCAAGAUCUGUUUUCUGUAUAACAUUUGCUAAUCUUCCUUUUAGAUGCAAAACUAAGGAAGGCUGCAAAUACUGCCAAUCAGCCUUGGUGCAUUAGAGGAGUCAGGCUUUGCUCAUUUAAUCCUCCACUUAGUGCUGCUGUCCUUUUGAAGUUGUUUCACGUGGCAGUGCCACCCAUUAGGCUUUCUUCCUUUCUAAUGCCCAUAUAGUGAAAGCUCCUACCGCUAAAAUCUUGGCAUAUGUGACAGGGAGCACUCCAGAUUCUGACUGUGCUGGCAAGGUGGGAGCAGAGCAGAAGGGGACACAUCACAGAUGCGAGAUGUAGCAGAAACCCAUGUCCCCAUGUUGGGGACACAGCUGGAGCUCGGGAACACCCAUGUCAGCUAGAGCAGACCUCAGCCUUGCAUUGUAAUCAGAGCCAAAGAAUCGGGCUUUACACUGAGAUUUUGGCACAACUCCAUCAAGGUUAAUGAACAACCGAUGGCUUGGUUCCAUCUCACACAAGACCCCAAAGGUUUGGGUUUUUCAAACCAGUGCCUCUAAGUUCAGCUGUUGCGGAACUCUCACUUGCUGCAAACUAGACGCUGGUAUCCCAACCUAACAAGAUCCAAGCUGCAUCAAACCUUUGUUUCACACUGUAAAGGUAACCUCUAUCCUCACUGCUCACAUAUCCUCAUUAAGCUGUACCUGAGCCUGAAGCAGGAUAAAAAUACUUCAAAUUCCCAGCAACAUGGAGAUUAAUGGAGUCAGGCCAGCCUGCCAUAAAAGCUUAGCUUUCUGAAAUCUGUCACUGAUUCCAGGGGGAAAGGAGAACUAAAACUGGUCUGUUACAGCCAGCUACAUAUAAGAUUGAGUCAGGCCACCAGCAAGGUAAAUUCCCGAAAUAGCAUUUUAAAAGAGCAUCCCUGUUAGAGUAACACGAGCUUUGGCUACAAGCUUCAGUGUCUUCAAGCCAACAAACUUUGUGAGCUGAAAAAUAACAUUUGCUUCCUGUAAGGAACAAAAGAGAGAAAGAUAUCCUCUCAAUGCCUGAACGUAAUCCAGGAAUUCCUGUAAUCAGGAGUUUGAAACUAGGCUGUACCUUGGUUUCCCUAACUGAAACAACAGGAGUUGUUGCACCCUAGUCAUAGUGCACGUAUGAUGACCUGUAAGCGCUUUUUUGAGGCAGAGUUAACAAAUUGCUGCCAUAGAGCCAAUGCUCAGGUCAGAACAGGACAGUUGUCUGCAGUCAUCGUACCAAUAUUCUGCAAAGGAGGGGAGGGCAAAGUGGCUGAUUUUUUAUGAAGGUCUAAUGUAAAAGGGAAAAUUGGAUACCCUGAAAUCCUUGAUUGUUACAGAGAAGCAUUUUAGGCCUUCCAGCUUUGCUGGAGCAAAGCAAUGAACCAAGAGACUUCAACUCCACACAGUAUUACAGAGCCAAUGACUAACCCUGCCCAGAAAACUAGAACAGGGUUCUAUCUGUGAAAUGAAAAUCCAGCUGGAGAGAAGUUCAUAGCAUGUAAAGACAGGGCAGAGGGGCUCCUUGUGCUCAGUAGCUGUUGUCCCAUUCAGACUCUUAUUCAUGUUUUCACUACUAUGUUUCCUUUAAUAUUCAAAAGCUUGGCAAGCAGAGCUCAAACACAACUCGGUAGUUCCCUGCAGAGACUGUGCCAACAAAGGCACCCUCUACCUUGACUGCACAUAGUUUCCUUCCUGGCUGGAGAUUGCCUCAUCACUCAGUGGCCCAAGUCAAUGAUACAGCAAUCCUCAGCGUGCAGGGUGUCAGGUGUCUGCCAUUUUCUCUGGAAUAGAUGAGAGCAAAUUGGUGGGCAACUUUCCACAAGUGCUUCCAUUUUACAAGAUCUGUGGGAGGAAUUGCGUAUACAGAUUGGCAUCUACUUGUAUGAUGCUUAACAUCCAGCAACACCAAACUUUCUCAUCUAGAUCAAGUCAAGAAAAUUUAGCACUGAUAUUUGUGGCAAUUAGUAACAUUGCAGGUAAUUCAUCUGCCCCAUCUGCAUGAUGGCUGCUGUUACCCUGCACCUACCUACCAGCUGAAAUUAUUGUCUGUUCAGCACUGAAUCCUACCCAGCUCAUCACCUUGGUUGGGCUUCUGCUGCAGUCACUCUGGUCUCUGCACAAAAUGAGUGGGAAGAAAAGUCCUGGAGCUGUAAGCGUAUUCCCCUCCCAUCACUUGAAGAAGGCAAUUAAUUACCAGUAGAGCAAGAGCUAUAGGGGCUCUGCAUUCAGGCACUACACAGAAAAAAGGUUUUCUUGAGACUGUUUAGGGAGGAGCGUGCCACAGCUCAGGUGUUAGAGGGUAGCUUGCGCUGGAAAAAGAGAAUUAAAAGUAGGGAAACAGCUGGUGUCCACGACAGCCAUGUGUAUGAAGCACAGAAGGUAAUGGUGGUCAGGAAUGGAUGAAAACAACAUGAGCGCUAGAUAAGAAGACAGCGCUUAAAAAAAGGAAUGAGAAAGAUUUCCUGCUGAACUGAAACACUUCUGCUUUAGCAGACUAUAUUUUGAUUUCAUAUAAUUGUCACUCAUUCUCUCUGUAAUUUUUUUCUCAUUUAAAAAAAGUUUUUAAGCUAACCAAAUAUGUAUUUUCUUGUUUUGCUUAACAAAAAUAACCUCAGUUAUAAUGAGCAAGUGUCUGCUUUUACUCUGUCCAUUGACCUGCCCAAUGUUGAGAGGCCUGGUUCAAAUGUUUGUACAUGGUAAAACCAAGCAAAAAAAUAAUAAUGCACAACUGUUGCUUCCUUACAAUUCUGAAUGAAUUAACUUUUCUGUUGUAUCCAUUGGAUACCCACUGUGUAUUAAACCUAGUGCUUAACAAUGUC
Tyto alba (common barn owl) is the source of this 7507-nucleotide messenger RNA. It is a transcript of the gene ZER1, whose product is annotated as zyg-11 related cell cycle regulator. Lineage: Eukaryota; Metazoa; Chordata; Aves; Strigiformes; Tytonidae. Gene Ontology annotation, cellular component: Cul2-RING ubiquitin ligase complex. The transcript has 16 exons. The coding region runs from base 316 to 2616 and encodes 766 amino acids. The record is from RefSeq and is a predicted model, not a curated record. Gene Ontology annotation, molecular function: protein binding.